Molecule: messenger RNA, 1365 nt
Organism: Rhizophagus irregularis DAOM 181602=DAOM 197198
Lineage: Eukaryota; Fungi; Glomeromycota; Glomeromycetes; Glomerales; Glomeraceae
Source: RefSeq, a predicted model, not a curated record
UUUUUUUUUAAAAAAAAUAUUUAUGAUGUUAAUAAGAUCAUUAAAAUGGUUUUUGUUAUGGUGGAUGAUACUUCAAAUAAUAUUUGAAGUAGUAAAAUCACAAGUUAAAUCACUUCAACCACAAGAAAGAAUAUCUCAUACAGCAACAUAUAUUAAUAAUAAAUUAUAUAUAUUAGGAGGAGAAAGUAUAACAACAAAUCCAACAACAAAUGAAAUUGCUUUAAAAGAAUUUUUUUAUCUUGAUUGUUCAAAAUCAUUUGAUACAACAAAUUUAUCAUGGGAAUUUUUAUCAAAUAUUCAAGUACCAACUCGUUGGUCUGCUGCAUCAGCUAAAGGAGGAAUAAAUAAUGAUACAAUAUUUAUAUAUGGAGGUUUUUCAAAUGAUGAAAAUGAUUUAAAUUUAGUUUAUACAUAUAAUACAAAAAGUGAUACAUGGAUUAUUCCUAAAAUUUUAAAUAAUUUUAAUAUUACAAGUAAAAAAAAUUUAGAAGCUAUUAUUAAUUAUAAUGAUGGUAAAAUUUAUUUAUUUGGUGGAACUUCUGAUGAACUUGGUAUAUCAAAUGAUAUGGUUAUAUUAGAUACGAUAAAUUUAGUUUAUAAUAUAGGAAAUUUAACUAAUGCUCCAACUCCUAGAUUUUAUUAUGGUGCUACUUUAUGUGGUAAUGAUGGUAAAGAAGCUCUCGAUUUAGACGUGGUAUAUUCAUACGAUACGAUUAAUAAUAUAUGGAAUACAAACAAAGUUACAGGAUUAAUACCAUCGAAAAGAUAUUUAUUUUCUACAGUACUUGGAUCGGACGGAAGGGGAAUUAUAAUAUUCGGAGGAUUUAAUGUUGUAAACACGGAUUCACUUUAUAUAUUAGAUACUAUAAAUUUAGAAUGGUACGUACCGAAUGUUACUGGUCAAUUACCAGCAAAUCGAUAUAAUCAUAAAGCGAAUGUAAUCGGAAAUUUUAUGGUCGUAUCUUUUGGAUAUGGUUAUCAACAAGAAAAAGAAAGUGAUAUUUUAUUACUUAAUAUGACAAAUGAAAAAUAUGAAUGGUCCAUAGUAUUUAAACCUUUAAAUGAUACAUUGCCACUACCUUCAACUUCAAUUUCAUUACCUCCAACAAUGACACAAACAAGUUCACCAACAAUUUCAUCAGAACCACAAUCAAAUAUAUCAUCAACGACUAUUAAACCAAUUAUAAUUGCCGGAGUUUUGGUAGGAAUUUUAUUUAUUAUAUUAGGUUAUUUAUUUUUAUAAAAAACUUUUGAUGUUACGGAAACCAAUUUCCAAUGUGACGGAAACCAACUUCCAAUGUGACGGAAACCGACUUCCGAUGUGAUGGAAACUGACUUCCGAUGUGACGAAAAAAAANAGACAAA